Podarcis lilfordi (Lilford's wall lizard) is the source of this 14148-nucleotide messenger RNA. Lineage: Eukaryota; Metazoa; Chordata; Lepidosauria; Squamata; Lacertidae. The record is from the annotation of a GenBank genome assembly.
CUCAGUCUUAAGGUGUGGUAACUUCAGGAAUUCAUCCUUCCACAUUUGUCCAAUUCAUAUGAUUCAAAUGCAUGGCCGCGAGACAGAUGGAAGGAGAGCAGAGCCCGCCAGCCAGGAACUAUGGCCGUUGCAUUGUGGGCUGCAUUUUUGCUCUUUAUCGGUCACUCCUUCCAACUUGGUAAGUCUUUGAUUCCUUAAGUUGGUGAAGAAAAGUUGACUAGCUGUUCAUGGCUCCUAGUGCCUGCACCAGGGAUGGGGAACUUGGGGACUCCUCUGGAAGUUGUGGGACUCCACCAGCCUCCCAGUUAGGAUGAAGGAUGAUGGGAGUGGUAGCCCAACAGCAUCUGAAUGGCCAUAGCUGCGCCCACCCCCAUUUCUGGCAAAGAAAUAAUGUGUCCUGAGGACCUUUUAUCUAUUUGUAGAUAAAGGUCCUUCCAGGGUUUUGCGGGGGGCGGGGAUAUAAGCUGAGAAGGAAAUCGUGUUUUCCAAUAAAUUCAUGCAUGCAAGCACAGGAAUAUGUUGCUUUGAUAACAUCAAGCAAAAACUGGCAAAAGGCAAAAGGUCAGCCUAGAUGAAGUGAUGCAAUUAGGUAAUUUUAUGUUCUGGAUUUAAGAUAAUUAUGAGAGAAUAAUGGAAUAUAUGUGCGUCAAUUAAUUUUAGAUGACCAUGUCUAUUACUUAUAUCAAAGUGUGAUAAGCAAGAACUAUUGAGUUCUGGGGUCCUUAUUCUGCUGAGAGAACCGUGGGUGUCUGCCCCCAAAGCCCUGACCUGCCCACACACUGGUGAGGUGUUAAUGAGGACGUAUUGGUUCACACAGAUCACAGAAACCUCGUUUGAUUUGUGCAGCAUUCUAGAUCAUCGUGAUUACCAGGACCCAGAAUUACAAGGCAUUAGGAAGUUGUGCUAUAUAUGCAGACAUUUCUGAGUAUUGCAACACAAAUUCUGACCUUGGAUAAGUCAAGGAAGUGUCCUGCCCUAUCAUUGGUUUAAGCUGAUGGCUGUCAACUGAAAUGAUCAGCUGAUAUUUCCUCAAAGGAGAGGGUAAGGCAGGGGUCAGCAAACUUUUUCAGCAGGGGGGCGGUCCACUGUCCCUCAGACCUUGUGGGGGGCUGGACUAUAUUUUGAGGGGGGGGGGGGAAAUGAAUGAAUUUGUAUGCCCCACAAAUAACCCAGAUAUGCAUUUUAAAUAAAAGGGCACAUUCUACUCAUGUAAAAACACGCCGAUUCCCGGACCGUCUGCGGGCUGGAUUAAGAAGCCAAUUGGGCCGGAUCCGGCCCCUGGCCCUUAGUUUGCCUACCCAUGGCGUAAGGGAAGGGCUAGGGGGUGUCUUCCUGAAAAGGCAAUCUACCUGUAAAUUGUGGAGCUAGAGGUGGCCAGGAAGGAGGGCGGCAGAAAAGAAAGCAGUUCUACUUAGUACAGAGGCAGCCACAGUCAGAGGUGAAAUGUGUCAGGAAAUUAGAGAAUCAGGUCAAUGCAAAGAAAAGUUGAAAGCAUCAGGAUACCUUUAGCUAACUGAGGAUUCCCUCUGUUCCAAUCUCCCAAUCUCCCAAAACUGGUUUCCUCAAGCCCCUAUACUUUCAGACCCCAUUCUUUCAGGUGAAUCCAUAUGCAUUUAGGAAAUGUUACCUUCAGGUACACAGAAAAAACUCUGCACUGUUGCUUUAAGAGCCACCUAACCUGUAGAACUGGAUUUUUAGAGCUCCACCAGGAAGCUGUGCAGAGCUUUGCUUAAUAAAGCUGUUACUUUAACCAUCGGCUGUGUGGAGCAACCACCACCACUACCACUACUACUACUACUAUUAUUAUUAUUCAUUUGUUCCCCACCAGUCACUCUGGGCGGCUUCCAGCAUAUGUCAAAACAUAGUACAGUGGUGCCUCGCAAGAUGAAAAGAAUCCGUUCCGCGAGUCUCUUCGUCUUGCGGGUUUUUUCGUCUUGCGAAGCAAGCCCAUUAGCAGUUUAGCGGAUUAGUGCUACAGUAUUAGCGGCUUAGCAGGCUUAGUGGAUCAGCUGAUAGGCGGCUUAGGAUCAGCUGAUAAGCGGCAGGAUCAGCUGAUGGCGGCAACGAUAAGCUGAUAAGCGGCUUAACGAUCAGCUGAUAAGCGGCUUACCAUCAGCUGUUAAGCGGCUUAGCCAUCAGCUGAUAAGCGGUUUAGCGGCUUGGGAAAAAGGGAAAAAGGAAAAAAACCCUGCAGGAACUCGCAAGACAUUUUCGUCUUGCGAAGCAAGCACAUAGGAAAUUCGUUUUGCGAAGCACCUCCAAAACGGAAAACCCUUUCGUCUAGCGGGUUUUCCGUCUUGCGAGGCAUUCGUCUUGCGGGGCACCACUGUAAACAUUAAACCUUAAAAAAGCUUGCCUAUACAGGACUGCAUUCAGAUGUCUCCUAACAGAUAUCUGUUCAACAGACAAUACACAGCAUACAUCUGCAGCCUGUAUAACGGGUGGGGAAUUGGCCCAUUUGGGUGGGGCUGCCCACUUGUAACUCAUCUGACAUCCGGUGAUUCAAAGUUCCUCUGCAGUCCUGCUACUUAUUUGGUAGAUUUUUGAAGAAGAUCUUCUGCAUUCUGGUAUGAGUUCAAGCCAGAUCUGCAAACCACAGGGUGGGUGAGAUGCUAGAUUCAGUUUGCAUUUAAAGGUGACCUUACCCAAUCUGCUCUUUCUAAAACACAGCCGUGAUUCAAAAUUCAUACUUCUGUGAAUUUUGCAACACAGUUCUCCGGCCAAGUUAUUGGUACAAAAAUGUGUAUGUUUCGGUAAAAUUAGCAAAUGCAACUUACAAACAUGCAUCGUAUUAGAGAAAAUAGCAUUGUAAUCACAUUAUGUUAGGCUACAUUGCCUAGAAGAAUGCUAAUGAAUUUUCAUGAGGACUUUUUUUUAAAAGAAGCAAAAUGCAAAUUGCUAUAGAAAUGUGGAGAACUUAACUAAAUACUGGGGGGGGGGGGGGGGAUGAGAAAUGUAGAGAAGCCAAAACCCAUCCCAACCAUCUCAUUCUGCAUCUGGGCCAGGCUUGAAUCCAGCCUUUCCCAUCCCCUGAAUUCUAAUUAAAUACAGUAUUCAUCAGGACCUAUCCUUUUCAGGUGAAAGUAGGAUAUUUGGAGAGCUCUUUCCUUCCAGAGUUCUUGAUUUGUUCACUUCCCCCUUCUCAUUCAUUCUAAGGAAUCCUGCUUCCUCCACAAAACGUGAAACUAAUUUCGAAGAACUUCUACACUUCCUUGACAUGGCACCAGUCUCCAAACGCGACCAACAGCACUCAGUAUGAGGUGGAGAAAAGUAAUGGGUAUGCUGACAUUUUCUUUUCCAAGAACUACCUCUUUUGAACUUAUACUGAACCAGACAAUCAGUCCACCUAGCAAAGCAUUGUCAACACUGAGGGUCAAACUUGCCAAGAGGUUAACUGUGUGAGUGUAACUAAUGUUCCUGGUUUUUGUUAUUUGUGCAGCAGUUGUAGGACUGUGGAAUGAUGGGGAGGGUAAGUUUCAGUCUAUCCACCCACACUCCCAGUGCCACAGUACUGACCAAAAUCACCGCUUGAAAAUUAUUUAGAUUUCAAGGAAGGUCUCUAUGGGUGUUAAGAGCACUUUCUCUUGAUGUGUUUUCUGGGGGUGGGGGUGGUGCAUAAGUGACAAAGGAAAGGGGCUUUUCAGUUGUGGCUCCCCCAUCUGUGCCACUCUCUUUUCAGAGGCCUUCAGGUAAAAACAUACUUUUCCUUUCAGGCUUUUGAUUGGACUACAGUGAUGUUGCUUGCUUUUAGCUAGGUUGCCAAUGUUUUCUGCUGCUCUUAUUUCUUGUUGCUCCUUGUCCAUUUUUUUUUUAAUGAAUAACAUAUGUUUUCAUGUAAAUGUGUUUUUUCUACAAUGUGUUUUAGUUGUUUAUGCUUAUGGUCUUAAAUAUGUUGCAAGCCUUUUGGAUGCCUUUGUGCGUAACAAGAAAUGAUCAUGUUCAAUAAAUAACAACAACAACAGGGGGUAAAUCAGUGCUCCAGGUAUGGAGGUACACCAUUGGCUCCAUCCUGGCCACAGUCUUCCUGAAAGCAGUAUCAUUUUGAUCAUGACUGAAAUAAUGAACGAGAGAUUAACUUUCAGGGAAAGCCCUGGCCCAAGCCAUGUUGCCGCUAGAGGCAAAACCCCAGAUGGCAACCCCUGUGACCUAGCCCUCAGCACCUUCUAGUGGCCAGCACUUGGCCCUGCCGGGUGCUCACUGUUGCUGGGUGCUUGCUCUUUGCUGCUCCUCAACCCCACCGCUGGCACACUCAUGGAUGGUAGCAGCAAACCUAUACUUACACCUGGGCUGCCCCAAAGAGGGCAAGCGAGAAGAAGGGGUGAGCAGAGGAUCCUGCCACAGCCUCCCAUAAGCCUGCCACUGCAGCUGCCAGAGUUGAGGAGCAGGAGGCAGCAAACACCCAGCAGAGGGUAGCACUCUGCAGCAGCUUUGGGGGCAGCAGCUCCACCUGCGAGGCGGAAGGCAUGAUGGUGUGGGGGUAGGAGGUGCAGCCCCCCGAUGAGCCUCUUGCUUGUCUUGCCACUUUGGGCAGUGGUGACUCUUCCUCCUCUCAGGGUGCUGCCCUUCACAGACGGGCUGGUUGUGGGUAGGGUGGAACAAAUGCUAAGACAAGAGAUGUCAUGGUACUAUUGUAUCUUCUGCUUCUAAGUAACAGAUCUUAUCCUGACUGGAUCAAAGAGCCAUCCUGCAGAAGAAGGAAUCUCAGAGGAAACCAAAGCUGCCAGCUUCAUCUGUCAGAUGUUUUCAGUUUUUACCAAGCCAGGGUGAGAGCCCAGGAUGGAGGCAGGUUGUCAGAAUGGACCUAUUCAGAUUGGCUGCAGCCAUACAAAGACAGUAAGGAAACUUUUUCUGUUGAAGACUUGAAUUGGGUUAGGUGACCAUGCGUGUACUACUUUGCAGAAGAAAGGCAGCUCCUUCUGAAGGGAUGUCCUGUCCAUCUCUGGUUUAAAACAUAAUGUAAUGUAAACAUGGAUUUAAUGUAGCACGUCGUCUAGCCCUGACAUUCAGAAGAAAGCGCAGAGAUUAAAAGUGCUGACGAUGGUGAGAUUUGAGUUGCUUGUUCUGCCUGGCGCACUGAAAGGUGAAAGGGAACCUGCCAAAUGUAUCUCCUUCUUUUCCUCUCUCUUCACAGCUGUUGUUGGCCCCCUCAUUCUCUCUCUGGCUGCUGAAGAUCAUAAUGUUACGGUAUCCGUCUCUAUGCCCCAGAUCCUACUGGAGGAAAAUGACUCAUUGGAUUUCACAUCCCUUCUAAAGAUCCUGAUCAUCCUCAGUAGUGAAGGGGAAGAUUUCCGGACUGCAACGUUGUGUGAACAUGAACGGAACAGCUGUUGGGUUUGUUGUUGUUGAACAAGACUCUCCCUUUCCUUGAUGCCCAUUUCCUUGAACCAGGCAGAUUGUAUUGAAUGGGUUCACACAGGGGUGGAGAACCUCAGGGCCAGAGGCUGAAGGCAUCCUUCCUUGGCCCUUGAAACUCUGUCCUGGCCACCCUACUCAUUGUCCUUGCUUCGCAUGCCAAGUGUUUUUGCCUGGCUGGAAUGUUCCCCUUAACAUCGAUAAUAUUUCUUGCUUGCCUAGAUGGAAGAUAGUAGAAACUAGCCUAUUGUACAAAAGGGGAAGUUGUGUUUGUUGGUCCACCCACUUUUGCCCUGGCCCCACCCAGCACUGGCAUAUGGCCCAGAAAGUGCUACAAUUCUGAAUUGUUUAAUGGUUAAUCCAUCUUUGUAGGGGCCUCUGGGAAUUGUAGCUGUGAGAGGAAUAGGUGGUGUCCUAGCAACUCCCAGCACCCUUAGAAAACUGAAAUUCCCAAGAUACUUUAGGAGAAGCCAUGACUGUUUAAAGUGGCAUGAAACUGCUUUAAAUAUAUAGUGCAGAUGGAUCUUAGUGGAACUUACUUCUGAGAAGAGCUGCAUAGGACUACAGUGCAACUGGGUUUUCUUUCUUUCCUUUUUGUAGAGGCUAGAUUUGGACCAGGGAUUUCCUGAUCCACAACUCAGUUUCUUAGCCAUUAGGCCACAGCAGAAAUAUCUAAUUGUGGUUUUCACUGACCUUCCUCAACAUGAAUGACCACCAGAUCCAAUUGGAGUACUGCUCCUGCCAUCCCUGGCAACUGGCAAUGUUGGCUGAGGCUGAUGGGAGUUGUAGUCCAACAUCUGGAGAGUACUAAGUUGGAGAAAACCUGUUUGCCUACAGCCUUAUCUAAAGGCUUCCAGUUUAAAAACUGACCUUAAAAGUGACGCUAGCCUUUUGUUGUUUCUAAGAGCAUGGAACUGCUUUGACACCCUAUGUGUCUUCUUUCCCAAGAUGGAUAGCAAACAAAGAAGAAUAAAUGUAACAAAAUACACCUUUAACAAUGUGAAGCCAAAUACCAAUUAUUGCGUCAAAGCAGAAGUUUCCAACCAGCCAACCAGGCAAGCUGUGCGGUGUAUUAAAACGCCAGCUAGCUCAACAGGUAAGAGACAAAGAGGCUUCACCCCCACUCACUUUGGACUGGGGUAAUCUACCUAAUCUUUGCUGUGUUUGUGUACCACCCCAAUAUCUUAAUGUGCGAGAGACUCCAGGGGUGCCUGUGCUUACCCAGGGUUCAGUUUCCUAGGAAUAAAGGACAGCAGAGACUGUGCUGUCUUUAGAAGAUGUGGUUUUAUGUGGCGGCUAACAGAUUGAGGUUGAAUCCUGACAAGACAGAAGUACUGUUUUUGGGGGACAGGAGGCGAGCAGGUGUGGAGGACUCCCUGGUCCUGAAUGGGGUAACUGUGCCCCUGAAGGACCAGGUGUGCAGCCUGGGAGUCAUUUUGGACUCACAGCUGUCCAUGGAGGCGCAGGUCAAUUCUGUGUCCAGGGCAGCUGUUUACCAGCUCCAUCUGGUAUGCAGGCUGAGACCCUACCUGCCCACAGAAUGUCUCGCCAGAGUGGUGCAUGCUCUAGUUAUCUCUCACUUGGAUUACUGCAAUGUGCUCUAUGUGGGGCUACCUUUGAAGGUGACCCAGAAACUACAACUAAUCCAGAAUGCGGCAGCUAGACUGGUGACUGGGAGUGGCCACUGAGACCACAUAACACCGGUCUUGAAAGAUCUACAUUGGCUCCCAGUACAUUUCCAAGAACAAUUCAAAGUGUUGGUGCUGACCUUUAAAGCCCUAAACGGCCUUGGUCCAGUAUACCUGAAGCAGCAUCUCCACCCCCAUCAUUCUGCCUGGACACUGAGGUCCAGCGCUGAGGGCCUUCUGGCGGUUCCCUCACCUCGAGAAGCCAAGUUACAGGGAACCAGGCAGAGGGCCUUCUUGGUAGUGGCACCCGACCUGUGGAACGCCUUCCCACCUGAUGUCAAAGAGAAAAACAACUAGCAGACUUUUAGAAGACAUUUGAAGGCAGCCCUCUUCAGGGAAGAUUUUAAUAUUUAACAGACCAUUGUAUUUUAAUAUUUGUUGGAAGCCACCCAAAGUGGCUGGGGAAACCCAGCCAGAUGGGUGGGGUAUAAAUUAUAAAUUAUGAAUAAUAAUAAUAAUAAUAAUAAUAAUAAUAAUAAUAGUUUUGGCUUUAUGCGCAAUCCCUGGAACAUAAUCCCUGCGUAAGUUGAGAGUCACCUGUAUACUGAAAAUAUAAAAGUGGGAUGGCUGUCUCCUCCACUCCUCUAAAUAUGGACUAAAUUAAGAUUUCAAUAUCAAGGCCGUCAGGAUUAGCUAUGCAAAGGUUAAACUGCAAUGGACCUACUUAUUCCCCGGGAAAAGCCCUCAUUCACAAUCCUGAUACAAUGGUACUUCGGUUUACAAACUUAAUCCGUUCCAGAACUCCGUUCUUAAACUGAAACCGUUCUUAAACUGAGGUGUGCUUUCCCUAAUGAGGCCUCCCUCCGCCGGUGCCCUUCCACCAUUUGGAUUCUUAGACUGAGGUAAAGUUCGCAAACCGGGACACUACUUUCAGUUUUGCGGAGUUUGUAAACUGAAUCGUUCAUAAACAGGACUGUUCUUAAACCGAGGUACCACUGUAGAAUAGAAUGAUGUUAAUUGAAGAAAGGUUAUUUUUUCUCCCAACUUUUCUUACCCCAUUUCAGGUGACUACUGGACCCUUUCUGUUAUAGUGUUGGCCUCUGUUUUUGGACUCAUCCUGUUGAGCGGGGUUGGAAAGACUUUCCUUAAGCAGUACAUGCAACUGAGCACCUCAGAAAUGGAUCUACCCAAAUCCCUGGUGAGUAGCAGUUGUUUGCUUCAGCUUGGCACAAAUAUCAACAGAUCUGCAUCCUUUUUUGAUAGAAUGUAUGCUUUGAGCCAACUCUCUUGUGGACACAUACAGCCGCGGUUGUUGUUGUUGACAGGGAUCCAAGGCAGUUUACAGAUAAAAAUAAGAACAGCUAAAAACAUAGAAAAAAUAACAAUUAAAAACAAUUAAACGUGUGUGUGUGUGUAUGUGUGUGUGUGUGUGUGUGUAGAAGCUGUCAGUUCCCCCAAGCCUGUUGGAACAGGCUAUUAUUCUUACCUGUAUCGUCCUUGGACAUCAGUGUUUUGUAUACCCUACAAUUUUAAACCAGUUGCCACCUGUGAAAGUCUCAAUCAACAUUUGCAGCAAAGUGAGUUGGUAGUGAGGAGAAGAAUCCUGAAGUGAUAGGAUGAACUGUGUCAUUUCAGACUGCAGGUGGAAGAAAUUGCAGUCUUGAAUGCUCCCCUCUGGGUGGGUGGGUGGAAUCCCCUUGCAAGAAGACCUCUAGAAUAGCAAGAAGCAAGCUGGAAUAGAAGCUUUUUCACUGAUGCUUUUAUUAAUAGGCAAUGUUUAAAAAAUAAUGGGGGAACCUUAAUAUUGUGGAGCAGCAGAUUGAAAAAAAACAGAACAAGCAGUGUGCCAGGCAUGGGAAGGCUCGGACAUAUAAGAGAGCCUUCACCUGGCACCUGAACAACUGGAGAGAGUAUUCCACAAAUGAGAGAAGCCCCUCUCUAUCUAGUCACCACCUGUCUUGCCUUUGAAGAGAAGGACCUCUGAUGGACCUCUGAUGGACCUAUUUCUGCCCAUGAAAUUUUAUGCGGUAGUAUACUGCCCUGUUGAAUUUCUUCCUGGUUUACAUAGGAGCAACAAUCUGUUCAUUUGUCCACAGGUUUUUCUGAACAGGAAUUCAUCUGCUCUGAUACCUGCACUUCACUUGGAAGCUGAUUCCGUAGUCUUCAUCUCAACUACUGUGCAGCUGCCCUUGGAAGAAGGUCUGCCAGCAGAGCAGGAAAACCCCCAGUUCCAACUGAUUCCAGGCAGUUUAGGUGCUCAGGGAUCAAGUGACUAUUGUCCAAAUGGUUUUGAUAAGGGCAAUGAGGACCCCUCUUGCUUGUCAGUUGCUGUUGUAGACUCCCUCUCAUCAGGAGGGCUGGUGAGGGAAGAUUAUUCAGCUGAUGAGGACUACAGAAGUGCUCUGGAGCUCUUGGAAUCUUCUGAACACCCAUCACCAUCACCAGGAGAAUUUCAUUUUGGUGGCUUGGAGAAAGUCUCUUGGGAAUGCAGAACUAGCUAUAAAAGUGGCCAAGUGAGAUGGCUGCCUUCAUCUGGGGCUGAUAUUCCCCUCAGCUCUUUGAAGUUGCAGGCUCAUCUAGACACACAAGGCCUUGUGUACAGUCCAGGACCUUUUGAUCUAGUGAAAGGCUGCAAUACCUACCCAGAGGCCCCAGCCAAGCAGGUCGCUGAGUUACAGGUGUACCGGGAUCAGAGCAGUUUCUUAGAAGAUGCGGAGCUUCGUAGCAGCUCCAGCCUGGAAGCCAAAGACACAAUGGCAAUGAGUUUCCCUGGCUAUGAACUUCACCCACCCAUCCUUUUCUGUGGACCAUAGUUUUUUGAUGUGUCAAAUAAGCAACUGGGAAAUGCAGAAACCCCAGCUGCUGUCUCACCUUGCAGGAGAAGGUGGGAGCUGAAGAAGAAAGAGAGAGGUCUGUCCUGACGGGUCUUCAAAAGGGUUACUGGCCUCUCUUUCCCUCCCACUAUAUCCCACUAUAUUUUGCUUCCUGACAUGCACAGUUCCACCCUCCUCCAGCUCGCCACCUCACCCUGAUCCCUGGCAACUGAUGCCUGAAAUGGCUGUUUCACUCUACCUAAUGGUAGGGCAGGCACUGAGGAUGGCGAGACAGCAAUCUGACUCAUGAACCUACCUAAUCCAAAUGUAGCCAUGUAACUGGAGUGCACAAAGGAGAGCCAGAAAAUUGUAAGAAGGAGUAAUGGUAGAACUCCUCCUUCUCAUGUGCCUCAUGUGCACUCAUCAUCUUCCCAGUUCCCAUAUCAAUGUUAUAGAAACGGGGGUUCGCUUUUACAGCUGAAGUCCCACUCAAGGGGCUCAGAAUUCCCCAAGGUCUGUUCUCAGAAAAUUAAAAGGAGACAACAACCAAGUACUGUAAAGGUAAAGCAAGGUUGGCUGCUAAGCCUGAUCCUUAUUGAAUGGUUGGAACAGAGAUUCCCCCUCCCCCAACAGGAAGAAGAGCCGCAAACAACGUGAGUAGCAAGUUCUAAAACUUCAGAAAGUGUCCCAUCCUCUUUACAGAAAGACCACCCAGAAACGUAAUAGUAAUGUAAUAAAAAGGGGUUGUUCUGUGAAAUCGGGAGCAUGCAUGGAUUACAUGCUUUCCAACUUGUCUAUCAUGAUAUUUUAUAAAUUGCUUGUCUCACUCUGCCACUCAUACUUUGGACACAUUAACCAUUCCUGUAGAUAUUGCAACCAUCCCUGUCUCCUCCUCUUUCUUAGCCUAUUCUUCUUGCACUGACUCAGAUCUCUUCCCUUUUAUACACAAAAGACCUCCAUUUGGCAGGUUUCACCUUCUUCUGGCAAGUAUCAAACCUGCCAGUUGCCCAUCAGCAGUACAUUUAGGAGUUCCUCACUACAUAGGUGGCUGCUGGGGUCUGAUAUGGAACAAACUUGGCUCCUCCAUUCCCCUUUUGGCUCACUAUAACAUUUUGACAUGAGUAUCAUUCAUAAAACACAUUAUUCGUUCGUAAAAACAUCUUAUUUUCUAAGAGGAAGGUUAUAAAUUGAUUCUUUCUGGGUGGCAUGUGCAUUCCAUUUACAGCAGAUACUCUUCCUGGUUGAUGCUUGAUGGAAGGUGCUGACAGCUCAACAACGGAGUGUUAAUUAUGUAUCUGCACCGUUCUGCAAGGUGCCUGCUGUUGCAAAGAAGAAGCUAGCAAGGAGGGCAAAGGCACAGGUUCCUAAGGAAAAACGUGUUUUUUAAAAAGAGUAGCAUCUUGGUGGCCAUGCUUGUGAACUCCUGUUACCUUGGAACAGUUCCUGUGACAUUAGUACAAUAAUGCUUCCAACUUUGCUAGAAGGCACCUAGGUAUUCCACUUACCUGAAACAGGAAAUUUCCACCAUGCUUGGACCUUACCAGAGUUCCACUUUUGUGCUGUCCUGGUCUAUUUCUUGCAGUUGUACAUAGGAGGGUGUCUCCAGACUGUGUCUCUUGUGGGAGGGAUUCAAAUUGUGCAAUUAAAGUAGAUAAAAGUGCUCUGCCGUCCUUGUCCUGAAGGCAUCAAUAAUGAUGCGAGUGGGGGAAUUAACUCUCAAGGAUGCACAGACAUAAAGUGGCUACAAUAUUUGCCCAAUGCAUUUUGAACACAUUUAUUCGGCGUCCCUGCAUGUAAGAACAAUGAACAUACCUUAUUGAAACAUUUAAACAAUAUGCAAAUAUUGUUGAAACUAAUAUUAUUAAAGCAGACCCUUUGUAAAUAUAUGCCGGUUGGCUACAUUCUUCCAAAUAUCAGAGGCACUAUGCCGCUCACUGAGGAGAGUGUUGUGUGCUCGGGCCUCGCUUGCACAACGCUCUCCUCAGCGACUGGUGUUCAGUGAAAGAAAACUAAGCCUCCCUUGACUGGGCCAAGGCCCACCUCAUCUAUCAUUCGUUUUCCAGAGUUCAGUCAAAUGCCUUUACAAAGGCUUUACUUGGCCAGAUAACAACAUUACAGUGGUACCUCGGGUUAAGUACUUAAUUCGUUCCGGAGGUCCGUACUUAAACUGAAACUGUUCUUAACCUGAAGCACCACUUUAGCUAAUGGGGCCUCCCGCUGCCACUGCUCCACCGCUGCACAAUUUCUGUUCUCAUCCUGAAGCAAAGUUCUUAACCCGAGGUAAUAUUUCUGGGUUGGCAGGGUAUGUAACCUGAAGCAUAUGUAACCUGAAGCAUAUGUAACCUGAGGUACCACUGUAUAACAUUGAGAGUAGUGAGGAUUUUGAAGGACGCUUGGUUUUCAAUUCUUAUAUUGCUUUUAAAAAGUGCAAAUUAGGUAAAUUUGCCUUUAAAUGAGAAACUGGAUCAAAUUUCUUCCCCAUCCCUACUCAUCACUGACCCUUUGGGUCUUCUGAUUCAACAUACAGUGGUACCUCGGGUUACAAACUUAAUUCGUUCUGGAUGUCUGUUCUUAACCCGAAACCGUUCUUAACCUGAGGCACGCUUUCGCUAAUGGGGCCUCCCGCUGGCGCGCAAUUUCCAUUCUCAUCCUGGAGCAAAGUUCGCAACCCGAGGUACUACUUCCGGGUUAGCGGAGUUUGUAACCCGAAGUGUUUGUAACCUGAAGCGUUUGUAACCCGAGGUACCACUGUAUAAUGAUAACAGCAAAGCAUAUUCCCAUUAUUUUUCUCCUCCUACAACAUGAUGGGAGUCUGAGGAGCUACCAGGUGUGGCAUGAGAUUUUAUGCCAGCAGCACCUUUUAGGUGUCGUAAUGGCAGACCUUCCAAAUGUCCCUGUUUUUCAGGGACAGUCCUGGAUUUACAGAAGCUGUUUCUGUUUCUGAUUUGAUCCCAGAAUGUUCUGCUUUUUCUUAGGAUGUCCCUAUUUUCAUCAGAGGGUAUGGAGUUAUGCAACCCCCAGCCCAAGGAGAUAAGUAACUAUACAACCUUUAUAAGGCAUCUGAAGGGACCCUAGUAUAGGGAAGCUUUUUUAGAAUGCUUAAUGUUUUUUUAAAUGUUUUUGUAUAUGUUGGAAGCUGCCCAGAGUGGCUGGGGCAACCCAGUCAGAUGAGCUGGACAUAAGUUGUUGUUGAUGAUGAUGGUGAAUAGGACGUCCCUAUUUUCAUCAGAGAAAUGUUGGAGGGUAUGUAAUGGUGCCAUAGGGAAGGAGCUGCCUUUUCCCAGUUCAGAUUAUCUGCCCAUGUAGUCCGAUCUUGUUUACUCUCUCAGGCUGGGCAGAGUAAACAAGGUUAUUCACUACUCUUUGGCUGAUCUGUGGCUUUGUUUAAGCAAACGAUGCUUGUUUAUCUUGGAUGGGCCUCAUGGCCUUAGAUAGCUUCAACUCAGCCAGAGCAAUGGAAGGGAAAUAUAUGCUUGGAACAUGUCUUAAUUUAUGUAUUUUUAUAUUUCCCACACCUUCAACACUGAUCUUCCCAGGGCAGCUAACUGAAUAGGGAAAAAAUGAAUGUCUAAUUUAAAAGUAGUAGUAGUAGUAGUAGUAGUAGUAGUAGUAGUAGUAGUAGAGCAUAGAAUGAAUACAGGAAAUUAAAAUCACAAACUGAAGCAGGAACAGCCUAUGGUAAUAGAUAGAAAAAAUAUUUACAGGAGCAGGUCCUAAAGGGCUGGAGAAACUGGUUGUUUCAUGACUGGAUUACUGCAGUGAGCUCUAUGUCGGUCUUCUGUCACAUUUGGUCUGGAAGUUGCAGUUAGUUCAGAAUGCAGCAGAACAACAGGAGGCCUUGUCAGAUUAUAACACCUGUGCUCUGCAACAGGUUACUGAUUUUCAGUGGGGUCAAGUUCAGGGUGUUGCUAUUAGCAUAUAAAGCCAUUGACAACUUGGGAUCAGUUUACCACUCAACCAGUUCUAUCGGUGGAACUGGCACAACUAAAGCUGCCACACAAUACCCAUUCUGCAUUUGUAAGAAUUUGAUUGUUUAGUACGGCAGCACAUGCACUUUAGAGCUCCCUUCCUAUUUACAUCAAGCAGGAGCCUUCGCUGUGGUCUUUUCAGAGCCUGCUAAAACUAAAUCAAUUAUGUUUUAGACAAGCCUACCCAGAAGCUUAGAAAGCAGAGGUGGUUUUAAUCUGUUUUAGUGUAUUAACUUUUGUAUGUUUUAAAGUAGGGUUGUGAUGUUUUCCUUGAUUUCAAUUGCUUAAAUUUUUUGUAAAUCACUUUGAGUUUUAUGUUGUUGGUUUUCUUACAGUCAAGCAGUGUAUCCAUUUUAUGAAAUAAAUAAAAAUAAAUAAAUAAAACAC